CACGACUUCCCGUGUUCAUCAAGAAGGGUCUCGUUCCGCCGCCCGUGUUCUCAACAUUUUCAGAGUUCUCGCAGGUGCAGUUCUAGGCUUGGGCGCUCUCGGCAUUCCGUGGUUGCUCUUCGGCAGACAUCUGGUUGUUAAAGAUGCGUCCUCGUUCCUCUCUUCCCCCCAUCUCCCAGUAUGAUGCUCCUCAGAUGUACGUUGCUGCUGUUGCCUUCGGUCUACCUCGGGGCAUCAGCUCAAGACCCAGCUCAAUCCGUUUUCAUUGACUCAAGCGUGGGGUCUAAAUGCUGUGAUGCUCUCCGCGCUAAGCUGCCGUCCAUGGUCUUUGCACGUGGCACUCCCGAAUACAACACUCGUCAUGCCACGUAUUAUUCCCUCCAACAGCAGGAACUGUUCCCUACCUGCACAGUCAAACCCAACUCUGCCUCAGACGUUUCGCUCAUCGUGAAGAUUGCUAAAGAUAGCCAAUGUCCGUUUGCCGUAGCUUCUGGCGGCCAUAUGUCGUGGAAGGGUUCAUCCAACAUCGAUGGAGGGUUCGUCAUCGAUCUCAGAGGGAUGAACCAGAUUGAUGUCUCACCCGAGGACCAAAUGGUCAAGUUGGGGCCUGGUCCGCUUUGGCAAGAAGUCUACAAAGUCAUGGCCCCGUAUAACGUGUCAGCUAUUGGUGGAAGAAUCAAUGCUGUCGGUAUCGGUGGUUUCCUUUUAGGUGGUGGCAUAGCAUUCGCGUCCGUUGACAAAGGUUUUGGUGCGGAUAACGUGUUCAACUACGAGGUGGUGCUUUCGGACGGACGCAUAGUCGAAGCGAACAAAAAAACAAACUCGGACCUGUUCUGGGCACUGAAGAUGGCUGGUACCAACUACGGUAUCGUCACCCGGUUCGACAUGCGUACUUACCACUCUCCUUCGAUCUAUGGAGCUGUCUCCGUCUACCCGUUUACCAAGCCAACCGCAUCGGAACUCCUUGUCGACUUCGAGAAAUACGUCCACGACGAAGAGAACAGGAAAGAUUUCAAAGCUGUCGUCUUCAACUACAACAACGGGAUGGACCUGGCUAUGGCCAUUCAAGUCAAUCUCGAUUCCGUUCCUCUUGCAAGAAUGUCCUCCGCUGAACCUAUCAUGCACGCGGAGAAGGUAGGCACCACUCAUGACGUUGUAGACGAAGUAAUUGCGCACGCGCUCGAGUCUACCGCCCGGUCGGCUUGGUUUACGAUGACGACAAAGGUCAAUACAGACUUUUUCAUGGAUAUGCAAGCAAUGGCGCAAACCAUCUUUGAACCGUUGAAAAACCGGAAAGGCCUUACCACAACUUUGAGCUUCCAAUCAUUCCAGAAGAGCUACAUCGAGGGUGCAGCUCACAGUCCGAUCUACAACGCUCUGAAACGAUCAAACGCUGAUCUCGUUUGUAUUCUUAUCCUAAUCACCUGGACGGAACCUACGGAUGAACUUGUCAUGAAAGAGGCCACCAACACCUUUGGCGCUUGGGGCGAAGCCGAGGCUCGUAAGCGUGGCAUACUGGACGAGUUUGUCUAUAUCAACUACGCGAAUGAGCGGCAGCGUGUGUAUGAGCGUUCAGUCACACCUGAAGACCUGGAUAAGAUGCAGGAGAUUCAGAAAAAGUAUGAUUCAUCCGGAACUUUCGAGAAGCUAUGGAGGGGCGGGUAUAAGUUGCCGAAGAAGGGUGGUGCACGAGCUGUGCAGCAUGAUGAGUUGUGAGAUACCUCCUUGUUCCCGACUUUGGCCUUCUGUCCGGGCAAUCGCCUCGACGUGCAACACAUUGAUGUAUUUAUUCUGAUGGUUGGGCUCGAUUAAUCUCGAUCGUUCAUUUUUGGGUUCUCACGGCCAGUGAGAAUGUUCUUCACAUUCGGACUAGAAAUCAGAAUUCGCUUUGGA
Marasmius oreades (fairy-ring Marasmius) is the source of this 1893-nucleotide messenger RNA. RefSeq lists its product as uncharacterized. The coding region runs from base 181 to 1716 and encodes 511 amino acids. Gene Ontology annotation, molecular function: FAD binding. The record is from RefSeq and is a predicted model, not a curated record. The transcript has 4 exons. NCBI's taxonomy places the organism in Eukaryota, Fungi, Basidiomycota, Agaricomycetes, Agaricales, Marasmiaceae.